AUGUCGCAGUAUCUCCAACAGUCAAGAAGCGUCUCUGUCUCUGAAGAUCUGGGUUGCAGACGCGGAGAGUUUAGCAGAAAGCAUUAUGGAUCUGUGGAGCUUCUUAUAUCUAGUGAUGCUGAUGGAGCUAUUCAAAGAGCUGGACGGUUCCGUGUGGAAAACGGCUCCUCUGGUGAGAAUACAGACUACACUCCGGGUACGUGGCACAGAACAGAUGUGCAUUUAGAAAACCCAGAGUAUCAUACAAGAUGGUAUUUCAAGUAUUUUUUAGGGAAAGUUCAUCAGAAUUAUAUAGGUACAGAUGCAGAGAAGAACCCUUUCUUUCUGUCUGUUGUACUGUCUGACCAAAAUAAUCAGCGUGUUCCUCAGUACCAUUCAAUACUUUGGAGAAAAACAGGUACUCAGAAAAUAUGUCUCCCUUAUAGUCCCACAAAGACAUUAUCAGUGAAAUCUAUAUUAAGUGCUAUGAGUCUUGACAAAUUUGAGAAGAGCCCAAGGGAAAUUUUUCAACCUGAGAUACAAAAGGAUUUAUUGGUUCUUGAAGAGCAAGAGGGAUCUGUGAAUUUUAAAUUUGGAGUCCUUUAUGCUAAGGAUGGGCAGCUUACAGAUGAUGAAAUGUUCAGCAAUGAUGAUACAACAGGAACCUGUUCCAUCUAUACAGUUUUUCAAGGGCAUGAAAUUAUGUUCCAUGUUUCAACCAUGCUACCAUAUUCUAGAGAUAACAAGCAGCAG
This is a messenger RNA of Phaethon lepturus (White-tailed tropicbird), 732 nucleotides long. RefSeq names its product GTPase-activating Rap/Ran-GAP domain-like protein 3. Gene Ontology annotation, molecular function: GTPase activator activity. Gene Ontology annotation, biological process: activation of GTPase activity; regulation of small GTPase mediated signal transduction. The annotation marks the transcript as partial. The transcript is spliced from 10 exons. Gene Ontology annotation, cellular component: cytoplasm. Lineage: Eukaryota; Metazoa; Chordata; Aves; Phaethontiformes; Phaethontidae. The record is from RefSeq and is a predicted model, not a curated record.